AUGUCAAGAAAUAUCGAAAGUGUGGAAAGUAUGUUAAAUAACGGCACCUGUGACGGCAGGUAUUCUAUGAAUAUGAAAACUUUCGAUGGACGAAAUCGUCUGAAAACUGUUACUGAUAGUAUUGCGCAAUCAGUUGAUCGACAAGAUUCGCUAAUGCUCUGUCAGCAGUUGCAAGAACAAGAUGGUUUUGACUUUAUGGAUCAGAGCAUGGACCUAACUCCGUAUUUAAGAGAUCUUCGAGGGAUAGAUGACGGCGGUGAAGAUCUGGAGCCCAUGGUUGAUAAACAAAGGGUAUUGGAAUGUGACAUACAAAUGCAACAUGGUGUUUGUGAAUCUACUACUCAGUAUGAAGAUUUGAGAAGCAUUGCAGAAGCUAUAAAAUCGGGCGCAAGUCUGGAUGAUGUAUCGGUUGCAGUUCCGGAAACAUCGGGUUUUGCAGCAAAUUUCCAGCCCGUAAAAAUGGAAAUAACUAAUGAGGACAGGAAAGGAGAGCGAGAAACUCGGCCGACAAUAUCUGUGAAGAAGGAUAUGCCAGAACAGAUCGGAAUCUCUUUUACACCAACUAUCAAGCCUAGAAAGUAUUCACUGAAGCCAGAAGCGGAAAAAAAAAAUCCAUUGUAUCGGCUGAAACGUGAAAAAAACAAUGAUGCCGUAAGACGAUCACGUACUAAAGCAAAGCAGCAACAAAAAAUGAAGGAUGAGCAAAUCAAGCAACUUCAGCGUCAAAUUACUGAUUUUGGUAAAGCAGUAAAUAUCAAGGAUGAGCAAAUCGUUCAUCUUGAAAAUGCGAUUUGUGAAGUGAGAGAAGAAAAUCGGCAUUUACGUGUCGAAAAUAUGCGACUGAAGAGUGAAUUAUAUCAAGCAAAAAAGCGGUAUUCUGCUCGUACUGUUUAA
Molecule: messenger RNA, 894 nt
Organism: Brugia malayi
Lineage: Eukaryota; Metazoa; Nematoda; Chromadorea; Rhabditida; Onchocercidae
Exons: 4
Coding region: 1-894 (297 amino acids)
Biological process (GO): regulation of transcription by RNA polymerase II; DNA-templated transcription
Molecular function (GO): RNA polymerase II cis-regulatory region sequence-specific DNA binding; DNA-binding transcription factor activity, RNA polymerase II-specific
Source: RefSeq, a predicted model, not a curated record